GAUCAAUGCAGGGUACUCUAAAUCGACUGUGACCGCUUUGACUGGAGAACAGAGAAUCGUAAUUACGCUGUCUUCGUGUCUAUUAAAAGAAAGAAUCGUUUCACAACCGCGUCUUCGAAGAACAGCCUGAGGGGGGCCGCAGGGAUUGACAGAUAAAUCGCCUAAUCACUGAUGGCAAAUGCAGCCGCUGCGUCUUUGCCGACAUCUCCAUAGGGGAUUCGAGACAUGACCAGCCGUCUCCUCCCACGACCACCACCACGCGACGGCUCCCAGCCCUAGCUAUCCUCCCAACCUCCCAAUGUCUCUCUCACCAAGCCCCCCACGACUGCCCGCGAUGGAUAGCACCCUCGGCGCGAUGGAAGUUGGCGGAGUCGUAGGGACGUUUCUGUUCGGGAUCGAGACGCUCCAGACGUUCCACUAUUUCCGCCGGUUUUCGCAGGAUCCCGCCUAUUUGAAGUGGACGGUCGCUCUAUUGUGGUGGGUCGCCUCCGCUCCCUGUAACGGCGUCCAGGCUCAGUCCGGCCAGGUUUCUCGAGCUGGGACACUCCAUUACGACAUGGCACUUGCUUUACUCACUCACCGUGACCUUUUACGGGCAGCCGCAGCACAUCCAGACACCACCGAUCUCCCUCCCGCUCACGAUCCUAUUCUCGGCCCCGCUGUACUUCAUUGUGCAGGUCUGUUCAGUCGUCGUCGCUGUCGACGUCACCCUAUCCGAAUUCGUGCUCAAUCCCCGCAGUUCUUCUUCGCCAACCGCGUGCGACUGCUCUCCGGCCGCUGGUUCAUGACCAUCGUCUGCUGGAGCCUGACGACGAUCCGGUUCGGGUGCACGUUCGCCAUGAUGGGCGUCGUGCUCAACAUCUCGAGUCUCGGCGAGCUGGAGGCGCACUACCAGUGGCUCAUGGCGCUCGGUCUGUCGCUUGGGGUCGGCGUCGAUGUCCUAGUCGCGGGAAGCAUGUGCUGGUGUCUCUGGCGUCUCAGGAGCGACGGGGUUGUCAGUACGAGAAAGGUCGUGGAUAAGCUUAUCCUAUGGACCCUUGAAUCCGGGAUCGCGACAGGCGGCACGAGUAUCGGACUGCUUGCUUUCUUCUUUGCCCGCAGCGAUCUUAGCUGGUUUCCGUUCUAUCUCAUCCUGGGCAAACUGUUCUCAAACUCGAUGUUGGCCGCGCUCAACGGGCGAUCGCAUCUCCGACAGCUUGACCGUAGGACAGAGCCGAGCACUAAGUCAGGGUCUGCUUUGCACAUGCCGGUGUCGAGUGGGCAAAUGGAGUUCCUCACUCCGGGAGCGUCGAUGUUCGGCACGACGAACGAGAGCUCGGAUUACACCGAGGAGAACAAGGAUCCGCGAGAGUUGCAUCGGUAUCCUCAAUGAGGAUAUGUAUCUAUUUCCUUCAGCGCAAGUCCGACCACGAUCGAUGACUUGUUAUGUACAUACUAUCUCCCGUUCCACCACUUUCUCCAAUUGCAGUGAUUUGUCUUUUGCGUCCUGCCAAAUAUCGCACAGCC
This is a messenger RNA of Mycena citricolor, 1506 nucleotides long. The record is from the annotation of a GenBank genome assembly. NCBI's taxonomy places the organism in Eukaryota, Fungi, Basidiomycota, Agaricomycetes, Agaricales, Mycenaceae.